Lepus europaeus (European hare) is the source of this 1921-nucleotide messenger RNA. RefSeq names its product histidyl-tRNA synthetase 1 (gene HARS1). Gene Ontology annotation, cellular component: cytoplasm; mitochondrion. Gene Ontology annotation, molecular function: identical protein binding; histidine-tRNA ligase activity; ATP binding. Lineage: Eukaryota; Metazoa; Chordata; Mammalia; Lagomorpha; Leporidae. Gene Ontology annotation, biological process: histidyl-tRNA aminoacylation; mitochondrial translation. The record is from RefSeq and is a predicted model, not a curated record. Bases 47 to 1576 code for a protein of 509 amino acids. The transcript is spliced from 13 exons.
AGGUUGAGGCCGCCGGGGCGGGGCUCAGCUUCAGUUAGCAGCAGGGAUGGCCGACCGUGCGGCGCUUGAGGAGCUGGUGCGACUUCAGGGAGAGCGCGUGCGAGGUCUCAAGCAGCAGAAGGCCAGCGCCGAACAGAUCGAAGAGGAGGUGGCGAAACUCCUGAAACUGAAGGCACAGCUGGGCCCUGAUGAGAGCAAACACAAAUUUAUGCUCAAAACUCCCAAGGGCACAAGAGACUACAGUCCCCGGCAGAUGGCAGUCCGGGAGAAGGUGUUUGAUGUCAUCAUCCGCUGCUUCAAGCGCCACGGUGCAGAAGUCAUUGAUACACCUGUGUUUGAACUAAAGGAAACACUGACCGGAAAGUAUGGCGAAGAUUCCAAACUUAUCUAUGACCUGAAGGACCAGGGUGGCGAGUUACUGUCCCUUCGCUAUGAUCUCACUGUUCCUUUUGCUCGGUAUUUGGCAAUGAAUAAACUGACCAACAUUAAACGCUACCACAUAGCAAAGGUAUAUCGACGGGAUAACCCAGCCAUGACCCGUGGCCGAUAUCGGGAAUUCUACCAGUGUGAUUUUGACAUUGCUGGGCAGUUUGACCCCAUGAUCCCUGAUGCAGAGUGCCUGAAGAUCAUGUGUGAGAUCCUGAGUUCACUUCAGAUAGGCGACUUCCUCGUCAAGGUUAAUGAUCGGCGCAUCCUAGAUGGAAUGUUUGCCAUCUGCGGUGUUCCUGAUAGCAAGUUCCGGACUAUCUGCUCCUCAGUAGACAAACUGGACAAGGUAUCCUGGGAGGAAGUGAAGAACGAGAUGGUGGGAGAGAAGGGCCUCGCACCCGAGGUGGCUGACCGCAUUGGUGACUACGUGCAGCAGCAUGGUGGAGUGUCUCUAGUAGAGCAGCUGCUCCAGGAUCCUAAGCUGUCUCAAAACAAACAGGCCAUGGAGGGCCUGGGAGACCUGAAGUUGCUGUUUGAGUAUCUGACCCUGUUUGGCAUUAAUGACAAAAUCUCGUUUGACCUAAGUCUCGCUCGAGGGCUAGACUACUAUACUGGAGUGAUCUAUGAGGCAGUGCUGCUGCAGACCCCAGCUCAAGCAGGGGACGAGCCCUUGGGCGUGGGCAGUGUGGCCGCUGGAGGGCGCUAUGAUGGGCUGGUGGGCAUGUUCGACCCCAAAGGGCGCAAGGUUCCAUGUGUGGGGCUCAGCAUUGGGGUGGAACGGAUCUUCUCCAUCGUGGAGCAGAGACUAGAGGCUUUAGAGGAGAAGGUACGGACCACAGAGACACAGGUCCUUGUGGCUUCUGCACAGAAGAAGCUCCUGGAGGAGAGACUGAAGCUUGUCUCUGAGCUGUGGGACGCUGGGAUCAAGGCCGAGCUACUCUACAAGAAGAACCCAAAGCUGCUGAACCAGUUGCAGUACUGUGAGGAGGCAGGCAUCCCUCUGGUGGCCAUCAUUGGCGAGCAGGAGCUCAAGGACGGGGUCAUCAAGCUCCGUUCAGUGGCUAGCAGGGAAGAGGUGGACGUCCGAAGGGAAGACCUGGUGGAGGAAAUUAAAAGGAGAACAGACCAGCCCCACUGCAUCUGCUGAAGGCAGCCGCCUGUCAGGAAAGGAAGUGCAACCGGCACCAUCGGAGGUGAAGACAAAACUGCACGUGCACCAAAACAGCUCUGGACGUUCCUGGCCCUGCAGGAAGACCUGAGAGUGGACUAAACAGAGACUUGUAUUAUGAUUUUACCCGUAGUCACUGGCAAAAAUGGGCAAGAACUCCAUCGCUUUCUCUAGAGGGCCGCAGCCGAUGAGUGCAGCAUGCACCCCUGGGCUACGGGCCCUGGGUCUGAGGUGCCCUCUGCGGGGGCAGAUUCGGCCCCAGUGCCAGUCGCCAAAGGUCCAAUAAAAUUGCCUCAACCACUGGAGCUUGCCUGCAUCUCUGAC